AUGGCAGUCAGUCAGUCGGUGGUUGGCCGCGCCAACGCGGAGAAGCCUCACGGUAUCGUGGGUAUGAUAAAGAACCCCUAUGUCUUUUUGACAUGUUGUUUCGCAUCCCUAGGGUGUAUCAUGUACGGAUACGAUCAGGGAGUGAUGGGUCCUAUCCUGGUGAUGGAGAACUUUGAGAACCAUUUCCCCUAUUUUCAAAGUUCAAUCAUUCAGGGCUGGCUGGUUUCUGCACUGGAACUCGGUGCUUGGGCCGGUGCUCUCAUCAACGGUGUUCUGGCAGACCGCAUCUCGCGUAAAUACGCCAUGAUGGUUGCUGUCGUUAUCUUUACUCUGGGAACUGGUCUCCAGGCUGGUGCGCAGACGCCCGCUUACUUUUUCUCUGGCCGGGUCAUCGGUGGUGUCGGCAUCGGCAUGUUCAGCAUGGUUAUUCCUCUCUACCAGGCUGAAGUUGCCCCCCGGAGUUGCCAGCUUUCGAUCACUAUCGGGACCACCAUCGCCUUCUGGCUCGACUACGGCAUGCAGUACGUUGGUGGCACUACCUGCAACCCCGAGGGCAUUGCCAAUCCUUACCUGCCCGAUCAUACUUACAACGCCGCCCAAAACAAUGGCCACACUUGCUUGGGCCAGAAGACCAUUUCCUGGCGCCUUCCUCUGGCCCUCCAGAUUAUCCCUGCCUGGAUUCUGUUCUUCGGCAUGUUCUGGUUCCCCUUCUCCCCUCGUUGGUUGAUGAUGAAGCACCGCGAAGACGAGGCCCUCGCUGCCCUUUCCAAGCUUCGUCGCUUGCCCGGUACCGACCCGCUAGUGCGCGCUGAGUUCCUUGAAAUCAAGGCUGCUGUCAUGUUUGACGAAGAAAGUGAGCGAGAGGCUAUUGGAAGCGGCGGUGCCUUGGCCCCAUGGAAGGCUCUAUUUGCGCCAAACAUGUUCAAGCGUCUGAUGAUUGGCUGCUGCACCAUGGUUUUUCAGCAAUUCACCGGUAUUAACGCUGUCCUGUACUAUGCGCCUCAGAUUUUUACCUCCUUUGGCUUUUCGUCUACCAAGACCACCCUGCUCGCUACCGGUGUGACUGGUAUCCUUCAGAUUAUCUUUACUCUGCCCUCUGUCCUCUACCUUGAUAAGUUUGGACGCAAAACCUUCCUGAUCUGCGGUGCUGCGGGCAUGUUUAUGUGCCACAUUGUUGUGGCCAUUGUCGAGGGUCUGUUCGAGGAUAAGUGGAAUCUGCACAAGGGAUUGGACCAGCCGCAAGGCUGGGUUGCUAUCGCAUUUAUUUGGCUGUUUGCUGUCAACUUUGCCUACUCAUGGGGUCCUGUCGCCUGGCGUUCUCGUGGUGUCGCCAUCGUCGCAUCCACCAACUGGAUGUUCAACUUCAUCAUUGGCCUGACGACCAAGGAUAUGCUCCUCACUAUGAAAUAUGGAACGUAUAUUUUCUUCGCCGUCUUCAGCGGUCUUGGCGGUCUCUUCAUUUGGAAGUUCGCCCCUGAGACCAAGGACAAAACCCUUGAGGAGCUGGACAUUUUCUUCGGCGGUAGUAAGGAGAGCAUUGCCGAGGCUGACCGUCUCCGCAUGGAGAGAAUUAACGACCAGCUGGGUCUUGGUGGCGUCGAGACCCUGGAGGACCUGAAUACGGAGAAGCAGAUCACUACCCAGCAGGUUGAGGUUAAUACCACCUCCCACGACGCUUGA
Molecule: messenger RNA, 1680 nt
Organism: Penicillium lagena
Lineage: Eukaryota; Fungi; Ascomycota; Eurotiomycetes; Eurotiales; Aspergillaceae
Product: sugar porter family MFS transporter
Exons: 6
Coding region: 1-1680 (559 amino acids)
Biological process (GO): transmembrane transport; carbohydrate transport
Cellular component (GO): membrane
Molecular function (GO): carbohydrate:proton symporter activity
Source: RefSeq, a predicted model, not a curated record